Coturnix japonica (Japanese quail) is the source of this 3305-nucleotide messenger RNA. Lineage: Eukaryota; Metazoa; Chordata; Aves; Galliformes; Phasianidae. The record is from RefSeq and is a predicted model, not a curated record.
GCGCUCCAGCGGCGACGAGCUCCUCCCCGUCCGGCUGUGUGCGACCCACGCGGAUCAACGCGGAGCAUGGGCCGGGUGGGAGGAGGUAGCGGGGAUGGCGGCGGGGAGCAGGGAGCGAUGGAGGCGGUGCGCAGCUUCGAGCGCUGGAAGAAGAAGUACAGCCGGCGAACCAAGAAGCUGCGGCUGCAGCGCAAGGAGAGGGAGCGGCCCGAGUGGCAGAAGGAGCGGGAGGGCAUCGGGCGGCUGGUGCAGCGAUACCCGCAGAUAAAUGCAAAUGAAAUAGAAAGAUUUUCAGAUUUUCCAUUAUCAAAGAAAACCCUGAAAGGACUGCAGGAAGCUCAGUAUCGCAUGGUGACUGAGAUACAGAGGCAAACCAUAGGUUUGGCUUUACAAGGUAAAGAUGUACUUGGAGCUGCGAAGACUGGAUCGGGGAAAACUUUGGCUUUUAUUGUCCCGGCUUUGGAACUCCUCUACCGUCUUCAGUGGACUUCAGCAGAUGGAUUGGGAGUUUUGAUCAUAUCGCCCACCCGAGAACUGGCGUUUCAGACUUUUAAGGUUCUGCGUAGAGUGGGAAAGAAUCACGACUUCUCAGCUGGCCUUAUCAUCGGAGGAAAAGAUCUGAAAGAAGAGUCUGAGAGAAUCCACCACAUAAAUAUGCUCAUUUGCACUCCAGGACGGCUUCUGCAGCACAUGGAUGAAACCUCUUAUUUCUAUGCAUCUGAUCUGCAAAUGUUGAUUCUUGACGAAGCGGAUAGGAUUCUCGACAUGGGUUUUGCCGAUACAAUGAACGCAAUCAUAGAAAAUCUGCCUAAGAAGCGCCAGACCUUGCUUUUUUCUGCAACACAAACCAAAUCAGUGAAGGAUCUCGCACGGUUGAGUUUAAAGGAUCCAGAAUAUGUUUGGGUUCAUGAGAAAGCCAAAUUCAGUACCCCGGCAACUUUGGAUCAGAACUACAUCGUUUGUGAGCUUCAACACAAAAUAAAUGUGUUAUACUCUUUCCUGAAAAGUCACUUGAAGAAGAAGAGCAUUGUGUUUUUUGCAAGCUGUAAAGAGGUCCAGUAUCUAUUCAGAGUGUUCUGUAAGCUUCAACCUGGUCUUCCUGUACUGGCAUUGCAUGGCAAACAGCAACAGAUGAAGAGAAUGGAAGUCUACACAUGUUUUGUUCGGAAGAAGGCAGCAGUACUUUUUGCUACGGAUAUUGCAGCACGUGGCCUGGAUUUUCCAGCAGUGAACUGGGUCAUUCAGUUUGAUUGUCCAGAAGAUGCAAACACGUACAUCCAUCGAGUGGGAAGAACAGCCAGAUACAAAGAAGGUGGCGAAGCUUUGUUGUUCCUGCUGCCCUCAGAAGAAAAAGGCAUGGUAGAACAGCUGGAGCAGAGGAAAGUACCUGUCAAUGAAAUAAAGAUUAAUCCUGAGAAGAUUACAGACAUCCAAAAGAGGAUGCAGGCUUUCUUAGCUCAAGAUCAGGAAUUAAAAGAGAAAGCUCAAAGGUGCUUUGUAUCCUACUUACGUUCAGUGUACUUAAUGAAGAACAAGGAAGUAUUUGAUGUUUUCAAAUUGCCUCUAGCAGAAUAUGCCCUAUCGCUUGGUCUUGCAAUGGCACCUCGUGUGAGAUUUCUUCAGAGAGUUCAGAAACAGUUAUCAGUGAAAGAGGCAUCUAAAGAGGGAAAUCCCUUGAAAGAGACCGAGCAGAACAAAAAUACCACCUCCUCACUGAAUAAGGAAGGAAUGGAAGAAUGCAGAACUAAUUCCAGUGAAAAGUUGUCUGUUAACAGAUCAAAGGAAAAGGAGAGAAGGAAAGAAACUGAACAAUAUUCUCCUUCUAGUGAAGGCACUGAAGGGGAUGAGUCUGAAUGUGAAUCAGAAGAGGCAUCUGAACAGGAGGGAAAAGAAGGUGCUUUGUCAAGCAGGGUUCCAGACACAAACUCCAUGCAGUUCUUUGAAGAUGAUGAUGACGAUGAUGAUACUAAAGAUCUUGAUCUGCUGACAGUGAAGCGGCGGAAUGUUUUUGACUUGGAAUCUAAAGAUAGUCCAGCACAGAAUGAGUCAAACUCCAAGAUGAAGAAAAAAACAACUAAAACCCAAGAAGCCAAAAAGAUAUUAAAGAAGAAAUUUAAAGUGAACACAAGAAUAGUCUUUACUGAAGAUGGAGAGUUAGUGCAGCAGUGGCCUCCUGUGCAAAAAUCCAGUUUGGUAAAAGCAGAUGAAGAAGAUGAUGCUAGUGGUAUCAACUUAGAUAAAGUGAGGGAGAUACUGCAGGAAGAAGACAAAUUUGACAAAGAAGAAUACAGGAAGAAAAUUAAGGAAAAACACAGGGAGAAAAGGCUGAAAGAGAAAGCAGCACGGAGAGAAGCCAGGAACAAGAAGGCACAGGAAGGAUUUUCCAGAACAUGGGCUGAGGAAUACAUGGCAUUUCUCAUACUGCAUCACUUGUGUUACACGUGUUCCUGUUCAUUCUCAGCAGUUAGCAAAGAUCUUACUCUCCUGAGAAAACGGCUGAAGGGGAAACGGUGGCUGUUCUUGCACACAGUGGAAGUGAAGAUGAGUUUGAUCCAAGUACUCUUCCAGAUCCUGAUAAAUACAAAGAUUCUGAUGAAGAACAAGAUAUGGAAAGUGAAGACAGCUCUGGAGAACUUGAGGAGAAGAGUGGAAGAAAGAGAAGAAGCCACAAUGACAGUAUAGCAGCAGGAGAAAUGCCACAGAAAAGAAAGAAGGCAAAAUUCGACCAAGAGGAGGAUCCCUUUAUGCCGCUGGAUACCGGGCUCUCUCUGGCAGAGGAUGAAGCACUUGUGCUACAUCUGCUCAAGAGUCACAGCUAAUUAUUUUCCUGCACAUUUUCUGUUUUGGGACAUAUUGAAUGCUGCUGGUAGUCUACACAAGGUGAAAAUGGCAUCUGGGCAAACUGCAGUGGCUGGAGAUACCUGUGGUCCAUGCACAACGGCCUUGCCUCACCGUAACUUGUAGAUUAUAGACAAGGUCUACUUUGAUUUAUAAGACUUUCCAUAUGAACUUUCCAACCUAAAUCCCCAGCUGUCAUCUUCCCAUAACAUGUUUAUAAUUUUAAAUCUCCAGAUUUUGAAGCAAUUCUCUUUUCUUUUUUAAUUAAUCCCACUUUAAAUAAGAACAGGAGGCUCCUUUCUUGGCUGUGUCAGAUUUGCUAUUUUGGAAGAUACACGUGUACUAAAAUUUCUAAAGAAAUACAGUUGGCAGCUCAAAUCAUCCUUCUUAAAAAUAAUGUUGUCUUAUGCGUAUCAUGCACAUGUAUUUACAGUGUUUUAUUAAAAUUCCUGAAGAUUUGGUAUGGA